AUGGCUCGCCCACAUGUUCCAUUGGGGUUAGCCGUUGGGCUGAUCGCCAUUUUGUGGGCAGGCGCGGAGGGCCAAUCUAGCGACUGCACCAACGUCUUAAUGAGCAUGUCGCCGUGCCUGAGUUACAUCUCCAGCGACUCCUCCUCAUCCCCGAGCGCGGCCUGCUGCACCCAGCUGCGCACUGUCGUCGGGUCCAAUCCGCAGUGCCUCUGCCAAGUGCUCAACGGCGCUGGUCCCAAUCUCGGCCUCAACAUUAACCAAACUCGGGCUCUCGCCCUCCCUGCGGCCUGCCGUGUCCAGACACCGCCAACCAGCCGAUGCAACGCUGCUUCUCCAUCUGGCUCCCCUGGUUCAACAUCGACUUCUCCCAAUACAAAUUCAGGGGGUGGAUCACAAAAUGUGCCAACAACAGGAGAUGGUUCCUCAGAUGCAAAUUCCUCAAAAUUGGGGGCCUCCGUGCUAUUUUCCCUUUUUCUAGUAGUUUCUAUUUGGUCCUUGGACUGA
Molecule: messenger RNA, 504 nt
Organism: Striga hermonthica
Lineage: Eukaryota; Viridiplantae; Streptophyta; Magnoliopsida; Lamiales; Orobanchaceae
Source: the annotation of a GenBank genome assembly